Messenger RNA from Cavia porcellus (domestic guinea pig), 1357 nucleotides. It is a transcript of the gene Lhpp, whose product is annotated as phospholysine phosphohistidine inorganic pyrophosphate phosphatase. Gene Ontology annotation, cellular component: cytosol. NCBI's taxonomy places the organism in Eukaryota, Metazoa, Chordata, Mammalia, Rodentia, Caviidae. The transcript is spliced from 7 exons. The record is from RefSeq and is a predicted model, not a curated record. Gene Ontology annotation, biological process: dephosphorylation. Bases 72 to 884 code for a protein of 270 amino acids. Gene Ontology annotation, molecular function: phosphatase activity; inorganic diphosphate phosphatase activity.
GCGCGGGAGGCGCGGCCGCGGGCUCCGAACUGGUUGGGACGCCGGGUACAGGUUGCACUUGGUGGGGCGCAAUGGCCGUGUGGGGUGAGCGGUUGGCCGGCGUGCGCGGAGUGCUGCUGGACAUCUCCGGCGUGCUUGUGGACAGCUGCGCGGGCGGCGGCGUGCCCAUCCCAGGUUCAGUGGAGGCGGUGGCGAGACUGAAGCAGUCCCAGCUGAAGGUGAGAUUCUGUACCAAUGAGACACAGAAGUCCCUGGGAAAGCUAGUGGGGUUGCUUCAGCAACUGGGAUUCGACAUCUCCGAGAAGGAAGUGACUUCCCCAGGACCUGCUGCCUGCCAGAUCCUAAAAGAGCGAGGUCUGCGGCCACAUCUGCUCAUCCAUGAUGAAAUCCGCUCAGAAUUUGAUAAGAUCGACACAUCCAACCCAAACUGUGUCGUGAUUGCAGAUGCUGGUGAUUACUUUUCUUAUAAAAACAUGAAUAAAGCCUUCCAGGUGCUCAUGGAACUGGAGAAUCCUGUGCUCAUAUCACUGGGAAAAGGGCGCUACUACAAGGCGACUUCGGGUUUAAUGCUGGACGUUGGAGCCUAUGUGAAAGCACUUGAGUAUGCCUGUGGUGUUGAAGCCGAGGUGGUGGGGAAACCUUCCCCAGAGUUCUUCCAGAACGCCCUGCAAGUGAUGGGUGUGGAGGCCCACCAGGCUGUCAUGAUCGGGGAUGACAUUGUAGGUGACAUCGGCGGUGCCCAGAGAUGUGGAAUGAGAGCACUGCAGGUGCGCACCGGCAAGUUCAGGCCCAGCGAUGAGCACCAUCCAGAAGUAAAAGCUGAUGGGUAUGUGGAUAACCUGGCGGAGGCUGUGGACCUGCUGCUGCAGCACGCGGACAAGUGACAGGCCUUCAAGAAGUGCCCAGCCCCUUCCACCACUGCCCCCAACCCCCAUGCCUGGCACAGGCAGGUAAGGGCAGCUCUAAGCUGCCUUGACCCUGGGCCCAACCAGCCAGGCCCCUUCUCAGCCUGCUGGGCAGAGGUUUGUCCCCCUGGUGAGGCCCAGGAGGUGGCUCGGAUCAGCAGGCCUCUAGAGAGUGCCCUCACCCAAAUGAGUGGCUGAUGAACACUCACCCUCUCCAGAAAUAAUGCUGGCUCCUGGCUCUUCCUGUCCCCACAAGACAGCAUGGCAGACAAAGGCGGGGGCAGGUUGGUGGGAGGCACUUCAAAGAUACCCUCUUCCAGGAGACUCUCAGCCUCUCUAAUCAAGCUCACAGGCUCAGAAAGUACUCUGGAGCAGCACUGGGCACACCUUACUCUAUGGUGCCCGGUAUACCGGAGAAGCUAAUGGCUCAAUAAACUCAGCUUUGACUGCCA